This is a messenger RNA of Mugil cephalus (flathead mullet), 4054 nucleotides long. RefSeq names its product ataxin 7 like 3a (gene atxn7l3a). Gene Ontology annotation, molecular function: transcription coactivator activity. The transcript is spliced from 14 exons. Lineage: Eukaryota; Metazoa; Chordata; Actinopteri; Mugiliformes; Mugilidae. The record is from RefSeq and is a predicted model, not a curated record. Gene Ontology annotation, cellular component: SAGA complex; DUBm complex. Gene Ontology annotation, biological process: regulation of transcription by RNA polymerase II; positive regulation of DNA-templated transcription. The coding region runs from base 330 to 1412 and encodes 360 amino acids.
GUUUUAUUUUUCUGCUCGCGCCCCGUCGGCCUCCUCGGUGUCUAGCGGGUUUGUCAAUGCAGCUAACCGACACCUGCGACAACAAACACCUUUAACGAGGGCUUUUUUUUUCGCUUUACUUGCGACAUUAACGAUGUCUGGAGCCGAACCCCGUUCUUCCUUGUAGCGUGUUUUAUGUAGACGGACUCGGUAAUGCUGCCUCCCUCAGACAAAGUGCCCGGUUCAGGCUGACUUUUCGGUAUGACAGGGAUGAAGAUAGAUUUGCUAACAACAUUCAAACGUCUGCAUUUUAUUACCUCGAUACCAAGAUUUCCAACACAGAUUUUCAAAUGAAAAUGGAGGAUAUGCCCCUCUCAGGCCCAGACAACACCAAGCUGGAGGCCUUGGUCCACGACAUCUACUCUGAGCUGGUGGAAGAUGCCUGUUUGGGCCUGUGUUUUGAGGUACAUCGUGCUGUCAAACAGGGCUACUUCUUCUUGGAUGAAACGGACCAAGAGAGCAUGAAGGAGUUUGAAAUUGUGGAUCAGCCUGGAGUGGACAUAUUUGGGCAGGUGUACAAUCAGUGGAAGAACAAGGAGUGUGAGUGUCCUAACUGCAAAAGGUUGAUAGCUGCUUCUCGCUUCGCUCCACAUUUGGAGAAAUGUCUCGGUAUGGGACGCAACAGCAGCCGCAUCGCCAACCGCAGGUUAGCCAGCAAUAAUAACAUGAGUAAAUCAGAGAGCGACCAGGAAGACAACGAUGACCUCAAUGACAAUGACUGGUCGUAUGGUGCAGAAAAAAAAGCCAAGAAGAGGAAGUCAGAUAAGAAUCAAAAUUCACCGAGAAGAUCCAAAUCUCUGAAACACAAAAAUGGCGAGCUUGGGAGCAGCGUCAGUUCAGAGCCGUACAAGUACAACUAUAACACUGGCAUCAGUUAUGAAAGUUUAGGCCCUGAUGAAGUCAGGACACUUUUAACAACGCAAUGUGGGGUGAUCUCUGAGCACACCAAGAAGAUGUGUACCAGGUCUCAGCGGUGUCCCCAGCACACGGACGAACAGAGGAGGGCCGUCAGGGUGAUCCUCCUGGGGCAGUCCGUGCCGACGCUGCCUGAUGCAGACGCUGUGUUGGAAAGCGACAGCUUUGACAUUCCAGACGGACAGACCUUAAUGAGCCGCCUGGAUUGGGAGGACUCCCCUGAUAUUUCCCCCACUGACUCAGCCUCAUCUAAAGCCAGUACCAACCACUCAGAUUCUAGGAGGCCCAAGAAGAAGAAGAGGCCGUCUCUUGGUUUGAACAGCGGAGGCGGCAGCACAAGUCUGACUGGGGGCGGCAGCAGCAGCAGCUCUCAGAGUAAUAUCAGUUUGCCAACCAAAAAAAAGAGGCCCAAACUCUCAGCACCUUCUAUUUCGAGCAUCUAUGAUAACUUAGACUAGCGUACACCCAUUUCAUAGCCCAGCUCUUUCCUCAUCUUUUAAGUCCUUCCUCUCAUACCAAAACUCUGAUCAGGGUGGGAUGAAACUUGACUUCGUAGUUCUCUAAUCAUCUGGCCUUGACGAGCGAGGCAUGUGUAUUUGGAAAGUUUCUCCGCCUGUAUUAUGAACACAGUGUCCCAAGAACUGAGGCCAGUCAACGAGGCAGAGUACACGUAUUUUCGUUCAGUGUGUUAACAUGGGCUUAAAAUCAGGAUGACUUGCUGGUGCAUUCAGGUGAUUCUUCGUUUAGCUGGUCCACUGAAGUUCUUCCACAUCAAACUAAGAAACAACAAAAAAGGACCUUUGGCCACAUGGAAGAAUAUAUAGAAAGAUAUUAUAUAUUAAGUAGUCAUCUACUACAAAUGAUCAUCUAGAAUGAAACAACUGCAGGCCAGCUGAUCAGCAUAAUUCAGAAGAGGCUAGCUCUGUAUAACCUUUUGCAUUUUUUUUUCUAGCUUCUUGGCUAGUCCUAGUCCUGGUUUCACCCAUCAUUGGCUAACACAGACUACUGCCUCCUGCUGGCAUGGACAGUCAUGUCCUCUCAUGCAGACUCAACACCGCUGGCUGUAGUCGUCAAGCUGUCUUCACAUGCAGCUUUUUGUUUCAGACUCAGGAAGGUUGAUCACGAGGAUCGGUCCAAAAUAAGUUUUACUAAAUAGUAGGAAUAAAUUUGCACCAUAGGCUGUAAGUGACAUGACAAGCUGUUAAACUCUUGGUCAGGAGAACACCUGGAUUCAUGUGUAACAUCAUCAUGCCCCUAGAUAUCCAAAUUCAUGGUGAUUUCAUUUGCUACAUUCAGUUUGAAACAGUCGUUGGUCUUGUAACCUCUCCCUCUUUUUAGACGCUGUGUUCACUCAGUUAUGUGGAGAAGCUCAAACUGCUUUCAGUUCAACACUUGACACACUUAUAAUGGAGUCCUCAUCAGUGGCUUUUUAAUUCUAGCAUCGUAUUGCACAGAUGUGUGUGUGUGCCUCUGUAUGCCGACUUGCAUCCAGCGUGAACGUUUCCCUGUAAAGUGUGUGCGGUCAGAGGGCGUGUGUGUAAUCAUUUAUAGUUUCACAAAAGUCCGCAUCCUAGACGGUGGGGUCUUUGUGAAAGUAUGUGUGCCAUUUUAAACCUUGAUCUUUCUUUGUUUACAUGGACUAUAUAUUUAAGUUUGUAUUUGUCACUGCUUUCGUAGUGAUGUGUAUAUAAUUUGUGUGUAAAUGCAGAUUUUGAUAUUUGAUGAGCCAGUGGGCUUUCGGGGCACAUGUACAGGACGUGUAUGUAUGACACUUGUGAGAUGGAAACUGAAUCAUGAAUCCAGCUUAACGUUUAUUCCUCUGUAGAAAGCUUGUGUGUUUUCACUCUUUCUUCUAAUAGAUUACAUAAUACAGAAAAAUAGAUCAGUGCUGCAGCUCUGCUUCUCGUACGCCUAUAACCUAUAACUAUGUCUGAUGUUAGUUGUAAGAUAUAUUACUCGCUCCAGCGGUCAAAUUACUGUCAUUUUUAGUUGAAGUCUUGGCAUUUUUAACAGUUUUCUUAUAAAUUUGAUGAUUUAGUUAUUAAUUUCGAGUCGGAGUGCGUAGGAAAACACAAGGAGGUAUUUUAUUUGUACGAGUCAGAACUUUAAAACUUAGGGAUUGUGCAUAAGUUAUUUGUGGAGGUGUAAAGGGCUUAAGAAAACGGGGAGGCGCCAGAAACGUUUGAUAGCUGCAGGAAACCCUUCUCACACCCUUAUGGUCGCAUUUAAAAGUUACUGUAACUUUCCAAAACCAGUGAGCUGACGCUGACGCCCGCUUCACACUGGGGGGCGAUCAGCUGCAUGAACGUGAGCUACGUUUUAUCUUCAGUCUCUAACGCUUGUUUGUUCUUUUUCUGUGGCGUUUUCCUGUAUACAUCUGAUUAAUGUCUUCCUGUGCACAGACGUCCCCGUGUCUAAAGAUGUCCACUCCCCCCCCCCUCCCCUUUCCCCCGUUUCUGUGAAAACUUGCUUUUAUCAGUAAGAUAAUGUUGACACAAAGGUACGUGCGGCGGCUUUUAGGGGAUAACGAUCAUGCUUUCUUCUCACAGUUGGACCAACGCGUCCGUUUUCAGGAAGAGAUUAGAUAAGGCUUCUCAGAUUUCACUACCAGGUAUCCUGGAAAGGGUCCAAAUUUGGAACAAGGUUUAAGAUUCACACUCUUCUACACUCCAGUAAUUUUGAUACAGUCCCUAAAUUUCGGUGCGUUCAGUUAUUUGUCCACCUGCAACGAAGGCGACUGUCUGCUAAAGCCCGACUUAAAUUCCAGCGCGGGAGGUGUUUCUGGCAGACUGCAGCAGCUCUGACCAUGCCCUUGUGAUUCCUGUCCAGUAAAGUGUUGCGAUGUUUACUAAAGAUGAAAAAUGAACUGGUAAUUUAACAAUGAUUUGAAGCUAUCGGCGGGUGUUCUCUCGUGGCUUAUUGUGUAUCUGUCUGUAGCAACAAAAAAAAAUGCAGUGUUGUAUUUCUUCCUCAUGCAAAGCACCAACGAGUGCACGUAUGAACGGCUUCCAUCUAAACAUAAUGUGACGCAUAGGUUAUAUUUUCUUCACUGCCACGCUUACUGAUGUUUGUAUAUAAAUAAACGCAUACCAUACCCAGA